AUAUCGUGAUUGCGACAAGUUACAACAGCUGAGAGGUCUUGUGUCAUGUCAUGGCGGGGUGACACGACUUGACACAAAGAGUGAAAGUUAAUCUUAUCGAGUGUCAUGCGGAUUAUAACGUCGUGUGUAUGUUUUGUUUCAAAGAGCAACAGAAGGAAAACAAACAGCGUGUUUGUUUACAUCGCUCGCUCCCUACAGGACAGGCGUGGAUCCUCGAACAAGUAUUACCCCAAAAAAGUGAAGAUAGAGGAGCAUCUAGUUUCGACUUGCGGUCUGGAACGGAUCCUGAAUAACACGAAAAGAAACCAGACGGUAUUCGCUAACGGACCUCCGUCUCUCAACCCGACACCGGACAUAAAAGAGAAUCGCAAAAGGAAAAUUGGUGGGAGAAAGCAUAUAAAUAAAUAAAUUAAGAUUCGCCAUUUCGGCUUCCGGCUCAACCUCGGCGCAAUGAUGACGUCACGACCGGCAGCCCACUUCCUGCUCGGGAUCUUCGUCUUGGCGGUCGCCGCCUUCUCGCUGGCUCACGCUCGACCCGAGGAGCAGGUGGACUUCGACGCCUUCCCCGAGGACGAGCCCUUGGACCCCCACAUGCUCGAGGAAUUCGAAGAGGUCGUGACGUCAGCGCCUCUGGAGGAGGAGCAGGAGGGGGCGGUGGUCGAGGAGGAGGAGGAGGAGGAGACAGAGAAGAUGUUCCCGCGGCCGUACCCCGUGCAUGACGUCUACCCGAAGAAGGUGACGGACGAGACGUACCCGAAGAAGUUCCAGGAGGGCGUGGCCGCGCAGGAGGAGCCCGCGUCGGAGGCCGAGCAGGCCCCCGAGGAGCCGCUGCCCGAGGAGGAGGUUCAGCCCGAGGCCCCCGACGCCGCCGAAGCCCCGGAGGACCAGGUGGAGGAGACGGCCUCGCCUCAGCCGGAAGCGGAGGAGGAGGAGGAGGAGGAGGCCAUCGAGGAGGAGGCCAUCGAGGAGGAGGCCAUCGAGGAGGAGGCCAUCGAGGAGGAGCCCGUCGAGGCCGCAGCCGAGGAGGAAGCCCCGGCCGAGGAGCUCCCGGCUGAGGACACAGAGACGGCGGCCGAGGAGGAGGCGGCGCCCAUGGAGGACGUGACGGCGGUCGAGGAGGAGGCGGAGGCCGCCGGCGGGCAGUCCUCCAGGUCAGACGUGGAGGAGGACGACGGCCCUGUGGAGGCCCAGCCGGAGCCCGAGGAGAGCGGGCCGCAGGAGCCCCCCCCGGAGCCGGAGGAGCCCGCCAAGAACGCGACGCAGGUGGAGCAGCCGGAGGACGCGCAGGAGCCCGUGGUGAUGCCGGUGACGGAGGGCAAGAACCGCAGCGGACAGGACGCCGUCAGCAGCUACGACCUGCCGAAGGAGCUGAUGCCCAUCCACCCCGGCGGAGGCUCCAAGUUCGAGGACCUGGAGCAGGAGCGGCUGGACAAGACCAAGAUGUCGCAGACGAAGGCGGACGACGACGACGCGGAAGACGGGAACGCCCACAACGCCGAGGGCCUCUACAGCACCUGCAGCGUCCCCCGCGCCUCGCUCCUCCUCGCCCCCGUCGCCGCUGUCCUCGUCAGAACACUAGUCUAGGUCCUCAGCGUCUGAAAGUGGUUCUGGAUGUUGUCAAUUCCAGCUUUUAGCCAGAUAAGAAAUACAUAAAAAAAAUACUAAAAAAAAAUGUUAUGUAUGUAGAAUUAAUGUUAAGUUAAGAACAGAGCGCGAUAGAGCAAAACUAGUCACGUAGGAUGUUCUGAAGCACAACCCAGAUUUAGAACUUCGUAUCAAUAAGUGUUCAUAAUCUUUUUUGUAAUAUAUAUUCUUUUAGAUCUACAUGUAAUAUAUAUAUAAUCUUUUGUUUGGAAAUAUGAAAUUAUGAUAUA
Penaeus monodon (black tiger shrimp) is the source of this 1874-nucleotide messenger RNA. Its product is annotated as neurofilament medium polypeptide-like. The transcript has 6 exons. Lineage: Eukaryota; Metazoa; Arthropoda; Malacostraca; Decapoda; Penaeidae. The coding region runs from base 451 to 1584 and encodes 377 amino acids. The record is from RefSeq and is a predicted model, not a curated record.